Messenger RNA from Durusdinium trenchii, 832 nucleotides. Lineage: Eukaryota; Dinophyceae; Suessiales; Symbiodiniaceae. The record is from the annotation of a GenBank genome assembly.
CAUUCCAGGCCUGCAGAGAUUGGGUAUUCCCACCCUUUCCGCCAUUGGCCCCACGUAGCCAAGCCAUGUUGCAAUGCGUCUCGGCAGUGUCCGACAGGUUCAGCAGCCUAUCUGGGACACAGAGCUAUCAGUUCCUCAUGCUGGGUCUGGAGGGCGCAGGGAAGACCACCUUCCUGUACAAGUUGAAGAUCAACGGGUACAAGAAGGCUGACGUCACCCAGGACAUGGUCUACCUUAAGGCCGCCAAACAAGACCCUGGGUACCACUUCGAGGAGCUCAGUAGUCCCACCAUCGGGCAGUACAGCAUCUGGGAAGUGCCUGGCAAUGACGUGAUGCGACCCCUGUGGCCGAUGUUCUACAGGUAUCUUCGGAUUCAUGGGGUCUUCUUUGUGGUGGACGCCUUCUCAGAGCAGUGCUUUGACCUGGACAAGGAGAAUUUUCGGAAGCUCAGCAAGGCGCGCGAUGCUUUGUUUCAGCUCGUGAAUGAGGACGAGCUGCGGGUCUCCGUCUUCUUCUUGGUUCUCAAUGUGAAGCGCAGCACGGAAGAUGCGGCGCGGAAGGAAGAGGAGGAACAGGAGGAGAAUGCUCUCUUCGAGAUGUUGGGCGUGCCAGAGAUUGAGCAAAUGGCUCACAUGAAGACCCGCUUUCGGAAGGUGGUCUUGAACUGUGCCAACAUCAGCCGCAAAGAUAGCAACUGGGAGAACAUCCUCAAGGACUUCCGAAAGAUGCAAGUGCAAAUCCAAUCUCAGAUAGGUGGCUGACGGCCGCAGGCAGCGCCCGGCUGCGACAGCGCAGGCAGUUUCACUCCUUUGGUAGCUCGGCCUCGGCAGAA